UGAAACUUUGAAAACUUGUUUGUUUUUGGAGUAAACACCUUGUGCGAUAAUUAUAAAUUUGCCUAUUUUAUUAUGUGUUUUAUCAUUGUAAUUAAUUAAACUGAUAACGUAAUAGAAGCAUAUUGGCUCAGCAUAGAUAAUGACUUUCAUUAUCAAUUCUACACGCCUGCAUGAAACAUGGUUUAUUAUUUGUUAUUUUUUCUUUACUGUCAGUUGGUGGUAUGCCUAGCCUGGUCAGACGGUGCUGUCCGGAGGUUCCCUCCAGGAUUCAUGUUCGGAGUGGCGUCAGCUGCAUACCAAGUGGAGGGCGGCUGGGAUGCUGAUGGGAAAGGCGAAAGCAUGUGGGACCGCUCAAUCCAUGAGCACCCGGAGCUGAUCUCCGACGGCACGUCCGGAGACGUCUCGGCGGACUCAUACCACAACUACAAGCGUGAUGUGGAGAUGCUGCGCGAGCUCGGGGUGGACUUCUACCGGUUCUCCAUAUCCUGGUCAAGGGUGUUCCCUGAUGGGUUCACAAACAACAAAAACGAGGCCGGGUUCCAAUACUACGACAACCUAAUCGACGAACUACUCAAAUACAACAUAGAACCAAUGAUAACCAUGUACCAUUUCGACCUCCCGCAAAAACUGCAAGACUUAGGCGGUUGGGCCAAUCCACUAUCAAUCUUAUGGUUCGAGGAUUAUGCUAGAAAUCUGCUUGAACGAUAUGGGAGUAAAGUGAAAUACUGGAUUACGUUUAACCAGCCCAAUGGUAUAUGUAUGGAAGGCUAUGGAGACGGCACUAUGGCUCCCUUCGUGAGUGUGAAAGGGAUAGCUGAGUAUAUUUGCGUCAAGAACGUGUUGCUGGCUCACUCUAGAGUCUGGAAGAUGUUCAAUGAAAAGUACCGGGUGAAGAAUAAAGGUUCUCUCGGCAUUUCCAUAGCUGUAAACUGGUUGGACCCUUUUAACAAUGCGACAGAGAAUGUACAAGCCACUGACGAAUACAGGGAAUUUACUAUCGGUCUAUACGUGAACCCGAUAUUCUCAAAGACCGGGGAUUUCCCUCAAGUUGUGAAAGACAUUAUUGCGAGAAACAGCAAGGAACAAGGAUUCAGGAAGUCUAGACUGCCAGUGCUUACUAGUGACGAGAUAAGCGCUAUCCGUGGUUCAGCGGACUUUCUAGCGAUGAACCACUACACCACCUCGCUCGUAUCCAGACCUAAGAAGAAUAACCACCCGUCGCCUUCCUUCGAACACGACGCUAAUGUCAAACUGACUUAUUCUAAGCACUGGGCGGUGGCCAAGUCGCCUUGGUUGAGGAGCGCACCGUACGGCCUAUACAAAGCCCUAAUCUACCUAAACCUGAAAUACGACUACCCUUCCAUCGUCAUCACAGAAAACGGGUGGUCUUCUGACCCUGGGCUUGAUGACACUCAGAGGGUAGACAAUAUGAGGAGUUAUCUGAAUGCGCUACUGUUGGCCAUAGAAGAUGGGGCCGAGGUGUCGGGCUAUGCCGCUUGGAGUUUGAUGGAUAACUUUGAAUGGACUGCCGGGCUGAGUGAAAGGUUCGGUCUAUACGAAGUGGACUUUGAUGCGGCUGAAAAAACCCGAACACCGAGGAAGUCAGCCUUCGUGUACAAAGAGAUAAUUGCUUCUAGAAUAGUCGACGAAGCGUUUGAACCGAAAAGCUUGCAAAUGACUCUGUCGGAUCGACGAAUGAAAAUGAAAGCUAAAGUUGAACUGUGAUAAAAUAAAAUACAUUAUUAGUAUAUUAAGUAUGUAUGUAUAAGAGGUACUUAGGUACAACAUUUAAGUAUUAUGUUCGAUGUACUUACCUAGAUAUUUAACAAAAAUUACUAAGUACCGAAUUACCUGUGCAAAAUAUAUUUAUUUUUAAAGUUGCAAAAUAUAUUUAUUGUUAAAGUUUUAAGUAUUA
Plutella xylostella (diamondback moth) is the source of this 1915-nucleotide messenger RNA. Lineage: Eukaryota; Metazoa; Arthropoda; Insecta; Lepidoptera; Plutellidae. The record is from RefSeq and is a predicted model, not a curated record.